AUGCCCUCAGUCCCACUCCGAUAUGGUCGCUGGGUAUCCAUUCUUGGCCCAGUACUCCUAAUCCUCUUGAUCCUUCAUUUAAUCCACGCGGAUUUCGAUUCAAAGACCACGCAGGACGUGAUCGAGCCCGCCGCCGGGCUAACAAUCGAAACCCAAAACAAUACCACCCCACAAACCGACCAUGUACCACCAUCCUGUCCAACAGACACAGGAAUGGAUGAUGUACUCGUAGUGAUGAAAACCGGCAUCACAGAAGCGCAACACAAAGUCCCCGUACACCUAAGAACAACCCUCCGCUGCAUCCCGCACAAGAUAAUCGUCUCCGACUUCGAAGAAGACAUAGCCGGUACACGCACAUACGACGUCUUCCUCAACGUCUCCGAAACGCUCAAACAAACCAACAGCGAUUUCGCCCUGUACAACCGCGCCCGUCAAGGCGGCCGCACAGCCCUAACGGACGAAGACCACACGAAAGUCCAAAACAGUGUGUUCGGCAUGACCGACAAUCCAGGGUGGAAACUGGAUAAGUGGAAAUUCCUCCCGAUGAUCCAUACAGCGCGAUACCAGAAGCCAGAUGCUAAGUGGUUCGUGUUCCUGGAAGCAGACACGUAUCCGAUGUGGCCUAAUUUACUCGGGUGGCUGGCGCAUUUCAAUCAUGAGGAUAUGCUGUAUUUGGGAAAUCAGAUGCAGAUCGGGCCGAGUUUGUUUGCGCAUGGGGGGUCUGGAUUUGUGCUUUCGCAUGCUGCGAUCCAUGCUCUGGCGGAUUUUCAUAAAUUGCAUGUUGAGGAGUGGGAUCAGAUUACGGAUCAGGAAUGGGCGGGUGAUUGUGUGCUUGGAAGGGCACUUUCGGCGGCUGGGAUUGAGCUUACUUGGUCUUGGCCGCAGGUUACUACUCAGUCGGUUUGGGAGCAGGAUAUGUUGCAUGCGGCGUUUGAUAAGAAUCCUUGGUGUUUUGCUCCUUCGACCUUCCACCAUAUGACGCCGGCGGAUGUGGAUCGGUUCUGGGAAUUCGAACAGCAGUGGUUUGCUGAUACAAACUCAAAUGUCCUCACUUACAGUGACAUCUUCCGUAACCUUAUCCGUCCAACUCUCGCAUCACACCUGGAUAACUGGGAUAACUUAGCGAGCGCAGGUGACGAUAAAGAAGAUUACAAGGGUCCGAAGACGCCUACAUCCUUUGCUGCCUGCGCGGAAUAUUGCGCCGCAGAUCCACAGUGCAUUCAGUACCGCCUGACAGCCGACUUGCGCUGCACAACGUCCGACGCGGUGCUGCGCGGGAAGCCCGAGCCAGGCACACAAUCAGGGACGAUGCUGUGGCGGGUUGAUGCUGCAUUAGAGCAGAUGGAGAAGUGUGAGAAGGUGACAUGGGUGACCGGCUAG
Molecule: messenger RNA, 1380 nt
Organism: Penicillium griseofulvum
Lineage: Eukaryota; Fungi; Ascomycota; Eurotiomycetes; Eurotiales; Aspergillaceae
Exons: 2
Coding region: 1-1380 (459 amino acids)
Cellular component (GO): membrane
Molecular function (GO): glycosyltransferase activity
Source: RefSeq, a predicted model, not a curated record